AUGAAUCUCUAUUCCAAGUACUUGGAGAUUGCUCCUUCAUUUCUUUAUGGUCUGUUAUGCUUCUCUGCCAUCUUAGUGUGGACAUUGUUCGCGAUUCUGACUCUACCCCUGUGGUUUCUGUUCAGAAUGUUUAAAUGGUUCCAAGGAGUUAUCAUUUCCUAUUAUAAACUGGGAAGAAUUCUGGCAAGUAGUGAUGUACCAUUCGUACAUGAGACCGAGAAUAAUCGUAAUUAUAUCAAUGGCUUGUUCGUGAUGGAGGGGGAAAUUGAUUUGGAUGAGCUUCGCAAACUCAUCAUCUCCCGUGUGGUCCAAAACAGUGAGGAACCUAGCUACGUUCGCAUGCGUAAACGCGUCGUCAAACAAUACUGGCGUUAUGUUUGGGUAGAUGAACAGGAUUUUGACAUUAAGAAGCACGUGUUUAAAUACGAUGGUAAUGCUCCACGUAGUGAAGAUGAACUACAGCAAACGUUAAGUGAACAGUUCUCAUCACCGAUGAGUGACGAUAUCUCACCUUGGGAGAUUAUAGUGACACCUAUGGACAUGCCAGGAAAGGAUCAAACAGCCAUUUGUAUGAGAAUUCACCAUACUAUAGGAGAUGCCUUCGCCUUGAUUGGCCUUUUUAGCAGGCUGAUGGAUAAGAAGCCAGAACUGCUACGCGUCAAAAAACCUGUGGCUACCCCUUGUGACAAACAGAAACAGGUAAGCUUGAAGUCAAACUGGAGGGCACCUUGGGUGGGGCGUGAGUUAUCAUCUGUGCUUGGUUGUGUGAAACAUGUACAUGCAGGGGCAUGCUCUACCGGCAACAUCAUGAAAUUUUCUAAAAAGUGAAGUCCCACCAUGUAACCACCAGUACCCGUACCAAACACCUGAAAGGUUGAAUCAUAUUUAAGAAAAUAUGCAACUUGCAGCCAUUGUGAGAUACCCUUUAAACUUUCAAGAAAGGAAAACGAGAGGAAAUACCUGAGAAGUCCAUCCAGUGUUUUACACGGUAAAGACAUCCAAGGUUUUCUUGCUGAACAAUAAUAUUAUUUUUGUAACCUAUUUUUUUUUCUUUAUAGUGUUGGAAGGCUAUUUUAUCAGCUCCAUUGGCUCUUCUGAGUGUAGCGCUAUCCACUGCAGACAAUCCCUUUCCCACCAAAAAGUUGUCAGGUGAAAAGCGAUUCAGCUGGACAAAACCAAUUGACCUUGAGCUUGUUAAGGAAAUCAAGACUAAAACAGGUAAUAACAAGGAAAAUAUUAAUCUUUCUGCAAGGAGCUUUCAAGUGUCACUAUUAUAAUCAAACAAAUCAUUAAUCAAUUGAUUUAUUACUCAUAUAAAUCACUCCCAUUAUUCCACUAAAAACCAUCCCCUUUGUGCUGAGGAUGUUGCGUCAGGUAUUCAUAACAAACACUUGCUUAUGUCCUCUCCCCAGGCACGACCGUGAACGACGUCCUAUCCACAUGCUUGGCUGGGUCAUUACGUCGUUACCUUAGCUCUGAGGGAAUUAAGGAAAAUCCCACGGAUAUCCAGAUUGCCGUCACUAUCAACACUCGCCCUCUCAAGGUCUUGUCAAAAGAAAACAUCCCCCUGGAAAAUCAUUCGACUGGCUUGCUGUAUAGUCUUCCUGUGAGCAUGGUGGAUCCAUUGAAACGUCUCAUGGAAACCAAGCGAAGAAUGGACAACUUAAAAUCCUCUUCGGACUGGCGUAUCUUUGGGUUUAUUUAUUCACACAUAGUUGGUCGCUUGCCUGAGUUCAUUGGUCGGUUUUCAUCCUUCUCACUCAAAAGACACUGCUCUCUGAUCCUUAGCAAUGUUCCUGGGCCCCUGACACCAUUUGAAAUCAAUGGCAAAGAAGUAGUUACUGCAAUAGCCUGGCCCCCAUUGAUCAGUGAUACUGGAGUGGCUAUUGCAGUGUUUAGCUAUGCGGGUGCUUUGCGCAUGAGUGUUUUGUGCGACAAAGCUGUGCUUUCAAACCCAACUAAGCUGACAGAAAAAUUUGUGGAGGAGUUUGACGAGAUUUACAAGUGCGUGAAAAAUGGUCCCGUAUUAGUGACUGCCGAGUCUGCUGCCAAAAGGAAGUACUUUUAG
This is a messenger RNA of Porites evermanni, 2068 nucleotides long. Lineage: Eukaryota; Metazoa; Cnidaria; Anthozoa; Scleractinia; Poritidae. The record is from the annotation of a GenBank genome assembly.